Molecule: messenger RNA, 1512 nt
Organism: Ectocarpus siliculosus
Lineage: Eukaryota; Phaeophyceae; Ectocarpales; Ectocarpaceae
Source: the annotation of a GenBank genome assembly
AUGGCAACACAAGCGCCUUCUAUUAGGCGAGCCAAGGAUGGCGCGCAGCACUCAUUGCCCUCCGCCCCCACCGACGGCGCCGCCGCUGCUACGACCAAGGUGCCGAUGACGAGACAACGCCACUCCAACACCCGCGGUUGGGGGUGGCGGCGGUGUCCGGUUUUCUCAACCACAACCACCAUCAGGGCGUUGCGCCUCGCUGUUGCCCUCCUCGCCCUCGCGGGGAGAUUGGUACCGGCUCAGGGCGCAGGUGGUGACCUCGGGCCCAGGAGCGAGUGGCAACACCCCCGCUCCCGAGGUCGUCGGGGAAACAAAGCGGGGGGGGAUGGUAGCGGGCGUGGGCGGAGGGAGGCGAGGAGAGGGUACGCGGGAGCCUUCCCCUGCCGAGAGCGGAGCGAGCGAGAAGGAGCGGUGGCGUCAGAGGGGGAGGCGGGAGGCGGUUGGUCGAGGAGGAGGAAGGGGUCGGAGUCCAUGCGAGAGAUCGUCGAGUUGGCCAAAGCCGACGCCAGGGCCGUACGGGCGGCGGGCCAGAGGCAGAACGAGGACGCGGCGGCGGCGACGGCGGCGGAGGCCGAGGCGGCCUGGGCGGCUGCCGGGGUGGGUAGCGGCGGCAGCGUCGGUGACAACGCCAUGCUGUUCCUCGAGUGCGAGGUGAACGGGAGGGUGCUCCGCGCAUUCGUGGAUACCGGCGCUCAGGUCACCGUGAUGUCAGCGGCAUGCGCCGAGCGGUGCGGGCUCGCGUCGCGAAUCGACAAGAGUUACGCCGGCCGGGCUGUGGGCGUCGGGUUCGCGAGGAUACUGGGACGAAUCCACGACGCCAGCAUUCGGAUCGGCAAUUCGUGCCUGAGGUGCUCCUUGACCGUGAUCGAGCACGGCGAGAUCGACCUCCUCGUCGGCCUGGACGUCUUGCGCGCCCACCGCUGUGAAAUCAGCCUCUCCAAGAACAGAAUGAAGUUUCACGCCGGAGACGGCCCGGCGAAAGAGGUGGCUUUCCUGACUAGAAUCGAGAGGGAAGGGGGCAGAUGCCAGCGGCGGCGGCACAGACCGCGGCGGCGUUCCUCGGGUGUGGGCAGGGGCGCGGACCGCUACGGGUAUGCCGACGACAAUGACGGCUGCAGCUAUUCGAGCGAAGAAGGAGCAAGCCGAUCGUACGGGGCCCCCGGUGCUCCGCCCCCUCCACGAGUGCUCCGAGAGAUGGCCAGAGGAACACGCGGAGACGGGACUCCAUCUGGGAUGGAAAAGCGACCCAGCCAACACAGCAGUUCCAUGGAAGACAGCGACGACGGCGGCGGUGGCGGCGAUGGGAUAGGAGGCCCUUCCCAGUCCGUCUGGCCGAAAAAACGAAUGAGGGGUUGGCCCCCCCGGGGAGGUGAAGAAGAGCUCGAGACAGCCGAGAACCACCGCGAGGAGAGGGAGGGGCGGCACGAGGGAAAGGCUGACUCGCGGCGGCCGGGGCGGCGGGGGCGGCGGUGGCACCAAAGCAGCGGCCUUGAAGGCGGGCACACAUACUGA